Messenger RNA from Salvia hispanica, 1357 nucleotides. RefSeq names its product putative N-acetyltransferase HLS1. The record is from RefSeq and is a predicted model, not a curated record. NCBI's taxonomy places the organism in Eukaryota, Viridiplantae, Streptophyta, Magnoliopsida, Lamiales, Lamiaceae. Gene Ontology annotation, molecular function: acyltransferase activity, transferring groups other than amino-acyl groups.
CCUAUCUCUAUCACACGUUAAGCAAUCCUUCCAAUCAUGCCCUUCUCUAAAAUAGCAGCCGAGAAUUAUGUACCUAGCUCGGCCAAGAAGCCUCGGGUGGCCGUGAGGCCGUACGAUGAAGGGAGAGACAAGGCGGCCGUGGAGGAGCUCGAGCAGCGGUGUGAGGUUGGCCAGCCCGGGAAGCCCUCACUCGUGACCGACCUCAUGGGAGAUCCUAUUGCUAGAGUCCGCAACUUCGUCUCCCACAUUAUGCUGGUGGCAGAAUAUGGUGAUGGGAGGGAAAUAGUUGGGGUGAUAAGAGGGUGCAUAAAAACGGCGACGAGUGGAAAGAAAAGCUCAUCUCCAAUCUAUGUGAAAUUGGCUUACAUUCUUGGAUUAAGGGUUUCAUCCACGCACAGGAGACUUGGCAUUGCCAUAAAACUAGUCCAAGAAUUGGAAGAGUGGUGCAAGAAAAAUGGAGCAGAAUAUGCCUAUAUGGCUACAGAAUGCAGCAAUCAAGCAUCUUUGAAUUUGUUCACUCAAAAAUGCAAUUAUAUGAAAUUUCGAAAUCCAACGGUCCUCGUGCAGCCAGUUCAUCUUCACCACAAGCCGUUACCAUCAGAUAUCACAAUCAUUCGAGUACCUCCUAAUCUGGCUGAAUCUAUGUAUCAGAAAUUGUUUUCAAUCUCCGAAUUCUUCCCUAAAGACAUCGAUCAUUUACUAAGUAACAAACUCAAUUUGGGCACAUUCAUGGCAUUGCCAAAUAAAUUACUCCCAAAUUGGGACCCUAACAAUGGCGAAUUACCGGCUUCUUUCGCCUUACUUAGUGUUUGGGACACAAAGGAAGUGUUCAGGUUAAGAGUGAAGGGAGUGUCGAGCCUAACACAUGCUGCCUGCCUAGGAACUAGGGUUGUUGAUGCUAUGGCACCAUGGCUUAAAAUUCCAUCAAUUCCUAACAUUUUUAAGAAUUUUGGAUUUUACUUCAUGUACGGACUUCAUAUGGAGGGUCAGGAUGGUCCCAGAUUAUUGAAAGCUUUGUGCAAAAUGGCGCAUAAUAUGGCCAGAAAUGACUCUCGUUGUAGGGUCGUGGUGGCUGAGGUGGGCCAAAACGACCCUGUACGAGAGGCCAUUCCACAUUGGAAGAAAUUUUCAUGGGAUGAAGAUAUUUGGUGCAUAAAGAGAUUUGGACAGAUCAAUCAGGACUACUAUGAGUUUCCAGUGUCGUCUACUUCUCCUAUAUUUGUUGAUCCACGUGAUUUAUAGAUUUAAUGUUGGGGAUGUAUAGGUGUGUCUUAAUCUUUUUUUUUUCUUAUUCUUUUUGUUUCAAAUUGUACACAAGCAAUCAUAUCAAGUUCAAUUAAAUGAAAAUAAGAAUAAA